AUGGACGAAAAUUGUUAUCUCCCUGAUGGACCUGGUGGAUCUAGGAAAACAUUCAUUUAUACAACCUUAUGGUAUUUGUUAAAAUCUAAAAAUAAAAAAGUUUUUACUACGGCAUUUAUAGGAAUUGCUGCAACAUUACUCUCAAAUAGGAAGACUGUUCAUAAAACUUUUGGUUUACCUGUACCUCUUUCUUCUGACUCAUCAUCUAACAUUAAAAAUAAUUCUAAACAAAGUAAUUAUUUAAAUAGUAUUAAUGUCUUUAUAUGGGACGGAGCACCAGUGUCGCCAAAAUAUGCUUUUGAAGUAACAGAUCGAACUUUGUGUCAUAUAAUAGAUGACAAUCUACCAUUUGGUGGAAUGAUAUUCAUUUUAGGAGGAGACUUUCGACAACUAUUGCCUGUAAAAAAAUCAACAAGAAGUAAAUUAGUGAAUUUAUCCAUUAAACAUAGUUAUCAUUGGCGACAAUUUCAUCAAUUUACGUUAACCGAAAAUAUGCGAACGUUACCUUCAAAAGUUGCAUUUACUAAAUUUCUAAUAAAUAUUGGUGAAGAUAUUUUGAAUAAAUCUCAUAAUAAUUUAGAUCUUUCAGUUGAAUGUAGAAUAUUCAAAUAUGAUAAAAUAAUUGAAAACAUAUGUGAAGAAAUAAUCACAGAUGAAUGUUAUACUUAA
This is a messenger RNA of Chelonus insularis, 669 nucleotides long. RefSeq names its product ATP-dependent DNA helicase pif1-like. Gene Ontology annotation, biological process: DNA repair; telomere maintenance. Gene Ontology annotation, molecular function: DNA helicase activity. The transcript is spliced from 2 exons. The record is from RefSeq and is a predicted model, not a curated record. Lineage: Eukaryota; Metazoa; Arthropoda; Insecta; Hymenoptera; Braconidae. The coding region runs from base 1 to 669 and encodes 222 amino acids.